Chelonoidis abingdonii (Abingdon island giant tortoise) is the source of this 1545-nucleotide messenger RNA. NCBI's taxonomy places the organism in Eukaryota, Metazoa, Chordata, Testudines, Testudinidae. The record is from RefSeq and is a predicted model, not a curated record.
CAGCUUCCACACUCGCUGCCCUUGCUGGUUUUAUGUGUAACUUCUCAAAGAAAAGGGUGAAAGGAUCUUUUUAAUAUUAGCUAAUGCUGCAGCAAUCUGCCAAUUAUGCUACUUAGAAACAAAGAUUAAAGAAAUCAGCACGCGUCUAGGUGCGGAAAGUACUCAAGAGAAUGAAUAAAACAACAGAGGCGGAGGUCAGACAUCGCUCAUUGAGACGCAGUCAAAACAAACAAAACAUUGAAAUGGCAGAUGUCCAUUCCCCACCAGCCCAACACAGCGAAAAAAGGAUUCCUAAUAAGGGGUCCCAGCAGAGGAGUUCAGUGCUAAACCAGCACAAUAACGAUAACAAAGAUGAGUGGCAAUGUCCUGAGUGUUCACAGAAAGAAGCUGCAGAAAGAAAACUGCUAGAGAUAGAGAAAAACAAACCAGCCGAAGUUAACACUAAAGAUGGAAGGCAGAUGCCGAGACUGAGAACCAGAAUUCCCCAGCAGCGUCGCCUGGCUACAAUAUGGAUUAUUGGAUGAGCAGUCCAAAUACAAAACCCCAGUCUACAGGAGUCACAUCGGAAGGCUCAGAUGGGCUUCAUAGAGCUUUCGUCUUGAAAGUGGACUGCUUUGCAACACUUCUCUUGGCCAUAACAAUUGGUAUAAUCUCUGGAUUGAUUUACUGGAACGUGCUUCAAGGAUGGCAGCAGAAGAAUCUCUGGUUUUGGCUUAAACUUCUUCCAGCAACUAUUAUUCUGCUGUUUAUAAUUGACUGGUGUGAGAACAACUGCAAAAAAUUCCCACUGAACUUAAUGUUACCAUUGAUAAUUACAAUUAUUGAAGGGCUGGUGCUUGGAGUGGUUUCAUCCUUCUUUGCUGCCAUGACAGUAAUGCAGGUUGGAGGAAUAACAGCAUUUGUGACUUUGAUGCUGUCUUGGGUUGCUCUGAAGUCAAAAUUGAAUGUCACUCAUGAAGCUGUGCCUUUCUGGACUGUGGUCUCAGUGCUGAUCAUCUUUGGACUUCUCUCUAGCUUUAAGAAAUCACCUACACUACAACUAAGUUAUGCUUUGGCUGGAAUGCUGACCUUUGCAAUUCAUUUGAUGCUGACACAAGUUAGGAUCAGAAGAGAACCCACAAAGGAUCAAGAACCCAUUGAUUAUGCCCGUCCAGCACUGAAUCUCUACGUAGACAUUGUAAAUCUUUUCUUCUUUAUGCUGCAGCUAAUGGAGCAUGUCAACUGUUUGGAUUGGGGUAGCCAGCCUCAAGGGCAGGGGCAGCAAUGAGUUGUUAUUUUGGGGUGAGGGGUUGGUAAUCCUCCUAUAUAGUGAGAGGAGUACACUACGUGAUUAGGCUGAACUGUUUUUAUCCAUAUAGGGCCCCAGUUUCUUGAUCCCUGUGGAAAGGGGCUAGGUUAAUGUUGUGGGGACACCCUUCCCUCCUGUGGGAGUGUGAAACACACUAGUACAGUGGUUUUCAAAUUUUUUUUUUGCAGCCCACUUGAAAAUUGCUGAGGGUCUCAGCGGACCACUUAAUGAUCUUUCCAAAUGUUCUUUGUACCAUU